ACAAAAAUGGCCGCGCCUAGUGAGUUGUCGCAGGAGGCAAUAUUAAAUUUUAUGCUUGCACAUGGUGGCAGAGUGACAAACCACGAUUUGGUAAAACACUUCAAGAAAAUUUUGACUGAUCCUGAAACCAGAGAUGCUGCCAGAAAUUCAUUUAAGGAGUAUGUCAAUACCAUAGCCACCAUACGAAAUGAGCAGGAUGAAAAGUACUUGGUGUUGAAAAAGAAGUACCGCCAGGCCGGGUCCAGCAUUGGCUCGAUGGACAGCGCCCCGGUCUCCCCCGCGCCCGGCAUGGACCGCCCGGCCGCGUCCCCUCCGCCGGAGGAGCCCCAGUCCCCGUCCCGCCAGCCGCCCCCGUACCGCCCUCCCCCCGAGCCGACGCCCCCCGCGUCCCCGCGCUCCGCCCCGCAGCCGGCCGGCGAGGAGUCCUGGGAGGGCCAGCCCACCCCGCCGGUGCCCCCCCGGCGCAAGAGCAGCGACAAGCUGCGGGCCGAGAACAAGGAGAACGUGCCGGAGUCGGGCCGGAGGCCCAGGACCAUAGGAGCCGAGUCGGGACUGGACGAGGAUGGAAAUGAAUCAGAGAAAGAAGAAGAACAAAUUUUGAGCGUGAAGGAGCAGAUGAAAAAAUUCAACCGUCUUGCAUCAGAGAAUGAAUCAUUGCAAAAUUUCAUGACGAAGAAAGCAGUGGAUAAGGAUGUGGAUGACGACGACAAUGUGUCCGUGACUUCCGUAAGUGUUUCGCUGGACACGAAGGGCCGCGAGUGGCUGGUGCGAGCCUCCCAGGCGGACUACCAGGCGCUGGCCAAGUUGGCGUCGGACAACCCGCGCCUCGCCAAGCUCAAGGUUCCGAUACCGGUGCAGCCUCCAAGAUCGCAGCUGUGGCAGUUGACCACCCCUGACCGCUUAUGAGCCAUGGUGUGAAUCAGUAACGCCAAAGAGUCCAGGAAACACAACUAUGAGUUCAGCACAUUUUCUUGUAAAAACUGCUGCUGUGCAACAUUCCAUUUAGACACAAUUUUGAUCAAUAAUAACAUCUUUAGUAGUAAAUGGAUAUUUAUUUAAUAACACCUCUCUAAAAAGCAACAUAACAUACAAAUGGUAAUUUAAGAAAGGAAUGCAUUACAAUCCUUGUUGGCAUUAUAAACAUCGAAGAAUGAUAUGCUUGUAAUAACCAUGAUGCCUUCCCCUCUCUUUCCACUAAAUUAAAACCCCAUGUUAUUCACAA
Bacillus rossius redtenbacheri is the source of this 1222-nucleotide messenger RNA. It is a transcript of the gene sowah, whose product is annotated as ankyrin repeat domain-containing protein SOWAHB. The coding region runs from base 7 to 906 and encodes 299 amino acids. Lineage: Eukaryota; Metazoa; Arthropoda; Insecta; Phasmatodea; Bacillidae. The transcript has 8 exons. The record is from RefSeq and is a predicted model, not a curated record.